AUGAAAGUUGACAUUGAUGGCUUAUUUAAAUCUUAUGAUCAUAAUGAAACUAUAAAAUAUAUUGACAAAUUAAGAGACGAAAUAAUUGAGAAGGAAGAUGAUAUAAAAGAAUUUUUAAAAAAAGAAAGUAAUAAUGUUAUUGAUAAUACUAUUAGGAUUAAGAAAAUAUAUGGUUGUGUUGAGAAAACAAAAAAGAACUUAGAAGAUAUUAUUAGUAAUUAUAAUAAAUUAAUAGAUGACGUAAAAGCUAGUCAAGUAUUUAAGAUUCAAGAUAUAUAUAAGAAUGAAUUAAAUGAGAUUGAAAAGGAUAUUGUAAAAAAUGUGUGGUUGAAAAAAUAUGACAAGUAUGAAUUUUUAUUUGAAAAUCCGUUUUUUUUUGAAAAGAAAAAUAAAGAAGGAAAAGAAGGUUUAGGAUAUAUAAUGAAUAAUAUAAUAAUAAAUGAAGAUGCUUUUAUUAAUACAAAAGAAGACAGCAUGAUAAUAAAAUAUGAUUAUUUGAUUAAUAAGAAUGAAAUAAAAGAAGAUAUACUACUAAAUUAUGAUUGUUUUUAUUUAAAUAAUUAUAUUAAUAACAUAUAUUUUGAUAUUAAUAAAAAAAUGGAAGAAGAAAAUUAUAUAUAUUGUAUAAAUAAAAUUUAUAGAGAUAUAUUUAUAUCUUUAAUAGUUUUAAAGUCUAUAUUAAAAAAUGAAAAAAUACAAAAUAUAUAUAUGAACAUUUUUAAAAAACGAAAUGGUAAUUAUUAUCUAAACAAUUUUGUAAAUAAAUAUAAACAUCAUUUUUCAAAUGUCAUAUUAAAAUUAAUACAUUGCUGUUUUUAUAAUUUAACAUAUAAACAUUCUUGUAAUUUCCAAACAAUUAUAAAAUCAAUAAUGAUUUUACUCAUAUUUUAUAAUAACAAAAAUACAGAUAUUAUAAACUUUAUUCUUAAAAAUAAAGAAAAUAUAAAAGAAAAUGAUAUAAAUAACAAUCAAAUGAGCAAUUUAUUUCAAGCUAUUUUAAUGGCUAGAUUAAAAUUAAUACACAAUUUUAUUAACAAGAAAAAAAAAAAUAAAGCAUUCAACAAAUGUAAGGAACCAAAUAUAAAUACAAUACAGAAAAAUGAAUUAUACAACAACAACAAUAAUAAUAAUAAUAAUAGUAAUAAUAAUAAUAAUAGUAGUAAUAAUAAUAAUAAUAGUAAUAAUAAUAACAAUGAAUAUCUUACUUUUAAUAAAUUACAACUAUAUUUCAAAAAAAUAUUAUAUUUAUUAUUAAAUACAAAAUAUAUUUUAUUACUACUUAUUGAUAAUAGUUGUCCACUUUUACAUGAACAUAUUAAAAAUAAUCAAAACAUAUAUGAAGAUAUAUAUGAAAAGGAUAAAAAAAAAAAAAACUAUAGUGAUAAUAUUACAUAUGAUAAAAAUGAAAUAUGUGAAAAUCAAUAUAUGUAUAAGCACAUUGAUAAUAAUGUCAAGACACAUAUAAAUAAUGAAAAUGAAUUAGAUAUUGUGGAAUCAUUUGAAAAUAACUUUUUACAAUAUAUGAAAAAUGAAAUAUUUAUUUUACAAGAUAUAUAUAAUAAUAAAGAAAAUAUAAAGAAUAGUAUAGAUAAAAAUAAGGAAUAUUUUAAUUAUCAUAUUAAUAAUAUAGAAGAUAUAAAAGAGAAAAUUUUGAAUACUAAUACAGUUGAAAAUUUUAUUCUUUUAUAUAAACAUUAUAAUCAAUGUAUUAGAAAUAUAUACAAAUAUAUUAUCGAUUUAUUACAUAAUUAUUAUUACACAAAUGAAUAUUAUAAUAUUAUAAGUAUAGAUUUUUUAUUUAAUGAAUAUACAAAUAUUAAAUUAUUAUACAAUGAAAUUAAAUCAACUAUCUUACAACCAGAAAAAUAUUUUAAACCUUUCGUUCAACCAUUACAAAAUUCUUCAAUUAUUAAUAAUAAUUAUUUAAUAAAUAUAAAUCAAGAAUUAUUUAAUUAUUUCUUAUUCCUCUUUUUUAAUAAAUCAAUAAGUAUAAUACCACUAUUUGAUAAUAAACCUAUAGAUCAAUGGCAAAAUGUUCUCCUCAAAUUUUUUAAAAGUUUUUCAUAUCAUGUAACAACAUUUUUAACAUAUGAUAAUAAUAGUUACUUUUCUAUACAUGAUAAAAUAUUUUUUUCUUUUCUUCUAAAUGCUUUUUAUUUUUAUUAUGAAUUUUAUAAUAUCGAUUUGAAUAUCAUAUAUAGUGAAUUUUGCAAUGUACACAAAAAUUCUAAUAAUACAAAAUAUAUGAAAGAUAAAAAAAAAUCUCAGAACUAUUUAUCACAUGAUUUAUUAAAUAAUAAUAAUAAUUUCACAAAAGAAAAUCAUUUUAACAGUGCUUUUAAAAAUAUAAUAAAAGAGAAAAUACACCCACUAUUAUUUUCAGCUUAUAAACUUAUACUCUUUAUUGAAAUAAAAAAAAUGAAUACCUUUGUAAAUGUGGACUUUUUAUAUAUGAAUAAAAAUAAGGAUCUUUCUAAUUUUCAGCAAAUGUAUGAUAUAUUUAUAAAUAUUUUAAAUAAUUAUGAUAAUAUAAAAACUAAUACAACAGAUGUUAAUCACACUUUUCAAGGUUAUGAUAUAUUAUUAAAUUUAUUAAAAGAAAAUGAUGACGACAUUUCUUUAAAUAUUAAUAUUAAAAAUAAUGAUAAGGUAAAAAGCACUGAUGAAAUAAAUAAAAAUAGUCAUCAAACUCAAUUUGUUCCUAUGGAUUAUUGUAAUGAUUUUAAUGAUGAGGAAUACAAAGAAUUUUAUUUUUAUGUUAAUCUUUUAAGAUAUAAUAAUAAAUAUAAAUUUAACAAUUUCUUAGAUAAUUUAAAAAAUACUCAAAUAUAUACUCAAUCAAAUGAUAUAUCAAAUAUAUUUAAUAAUAACCAAAAUGUCCAUAAUAAUAAUAAUAAUAAUUACAAUAUUGAACCUAAUUUUUGUCUUAAUGAUAUGAAGUCUAUAUUUUUUUAUAUAGUAUAUAAUAUUUUUAAGAUAUGCAUGAAAUGCUUUUGCUCAGAAUAUUUUGAUAAUUUAAAAUGCCAUUUGUAUUAUUAUCUACCUAUGUUAUUAAAUUAUAAUAUGGAACAUAUAUUAUGUGAUAAAAUCAAUUGUCAUUUAUUAAACAUAUUUAUAUUUUCAAAUAUAUUUAUUAUAUAUAUUGAAAAAGUUAUGACAACCGAACAAUAUAAAAAUAUUAUAAUAUUUAUUAUAAAAACAAUACUUCAAAAGAAAAUAUAUGAAAUAUAUUUUACGUUUUUACAAAAGGUUAAAGAUAUAUACAUAAUAGAAAUAGACAAAGAACAAAAUAAAAAUUUAUUUAAUAAAAAAAUUACAGAAUUAUAUCAUAUCUUAUUAUUUGAUUUAUAUUUUUGUGAACAAGUCUUAGAUAAAAAUAAUAUUACAAAUAAAUCCUUUUAUGAAGAACUUAUUUCUAUAUAUAAAAGAAAUAAAUCAUAUUAUAUUAAAUCAACUUUUUAUUUUAUAGAUAUAUAUAAACAAACUUAUAAUGUAUAUAAUGAAAAUAAAUAUAAUAGUAAUAGUAAUAAUAAUAUAUCUAAAGAUGAAUACACACAAAAACAAAAUAUUCAUCCAUUACUUCUGAAAUUAUAUAAAUCAUAUAACAAUUCUGUACACAAUCAAAAAGAAAAAAAUAAUAAUAUAUUGAAAAAUAUAUCAUUUAAAUUUUUAAUUGAUAAUAUAUUAAUAGAACUAAAUAAAUUAGAUAACCUUAACAAUAUUAUAUACCAGAAACACAUACGAUCAAAUGUACACAAUGUCAUGAAAAAUACAUAUUUAUUAUAUUAUUUAUUUUUACAAGGAAAUACACUGAAUAAUAUAAUAAACACAAAACAAGAAGAGGAUCAAAAUAAUUUGGACAUAUUUCAUUUUAAUAAUGUAUUAAAGAUUGAUGAUCAUUCUAUUGAAGAGAAGUUAUUUUCAUUCUUUUCUUGA
Plasmodium gaboni is the source of this 3936-nucleotide messenger RNA. RefSeq lists its product as hypothetical. The record is from RefSeq and is a predicted model, not a curated record. Lineage: Eukaryota; Apicomplexa; Aconoidasida; Haemosporida; Plasmodiidae. The transcript has a single exon. Bases 1 to 3936 code for a protein of 1311 amino acids.